Messenger RNA from Coregonus sp. 'balchen', 9419 nucleotides. NCBI's taxonomy places the organism in Eukaryota, Metazoa, Chordata, Actinopteri, Salmoniformes, Salmonidae. The record is from the annotation of a GenBank genome assembly.
AUGAAGGCUUCAUGUGUCUCCCUAUCAGAGGGCCAAUCAGAGGAGAGCGUAGUGAAUCACUUCCACCACGGUCUGAAGGAUCUGGCUACAGUGUUCUUCUACAUGCUGGUCGCAAUCAUCAUGCACGCCAUCAUCCAGGAGUAUGUACUGGACGUAAGUACUCGCACUCAGACACACACCCACUCAGACACACACACACACACACUCAGACACACACACACUCAGACACACACACACACACACUCAGACACACACACACUCAGACACACACACACACUCAGACACACACACACUCAGACACACACACACACACUCAGACACACACACACUCAGACACACAUCACACAUACACACACACACUCAGACACACACACACACACUCAGACACACACACACACUCAGCACACACACACACUCAGACACACACACACACACUCAGACACACACACACACAGACACACACACACUCAGACACACACACACUCAGACACACCACACACACACACACUCAACACACAAACACACACACUCAGACACACAAACACACACUCAGCACACACCACACACUCAGACACACACACAACACCAACACACACACCACACACUCAGACACACACAACUCAGACACACACACACUCACACACACACUCAGACACACACACUCAGACACACACUAGACACACACACACACUCAGACACACACACACCACUCAGACACACACACACUCAGACACACACACACUCAGACACACACACACUCAGACACACACACACACUCAGACACACACAUACUCAGACACACACAUACUCAGACACACACACUCAGACACACACACACUCAGACACACACACACACUCAGACACACACACACACACCAGACACAAAACACACUCCAGACACACACACACCACACCACACACUCAGACACCACACACACACUCAGACACACACACACACACACACACUCAGACACACACACACACACACUCAGACACACACACACACUCAGACACACACACUCAGACACACACACACUCAGACACACACACACACUCAGACACACACACACACACACACACUCAGACACACACACACACACACACUCAGACACACACACACACUCAGACACACACACACUCAGACACACACACAAUUUGUAUGCUUGUUUUCUCAAAUGUGUAUGUAAUAGUCAGAUCAGUAAUCAGCUCUUUUACAGACAAACGUCAGCCACUUGACAGUUUGACGUACUGGCAUUGUUAUUGUUCUUCUGACAACUGGAUGAUAAUAACUGAUUACCUCUAACCUCUCUGUUUUAUCUAUAACUGAUUACCUCUAACCUCUCUGUUUUAUCUAUAACUGAUUACCUCUAACCUCUCUGUUUUAUCUAUAACUGAUUACCUCUAACCUCUCUGUUUUAUCUAUAACUGAUUACCUCUAACUCUCUGUUUUAUCUAUUUGUUAUGCAGAAGAUCAACCGGAAGAUGCACUUCUCUAAGACCAAGCACAGCAAGUUCAACGAGUCAGGCCAGCUCUCUGCCUUCUACCUGUUCUCCUUCGGAUGGGGAACCAGCAUCCUCAUGUCUGUACGUGCUUUUAAACUAUCUGUUGACUGGAUUAUCAGGUGUGUCUGUAACUUUGUGUGUGUGAGGUGUAGGUGGUUUUAAAUGGAAUAAAUGCUGGGCUGUUUGUUUACUGGACUAGUGGGUGUUCCUGUUUGUUUGUUUAAGACCAUCUGAUUGGUUUAUGGGAUUUUGUUUCUCUUCCAGGAGAACUUCCUGUCCAACCCAGUGAGUCUGUGGGAUGGAUACCCUCAUACCCUGAUGCCGUAAGUACUGAACCAUUCCUAUGCAAACUGAUACAUUGUACAAAAGGCUCAUCAGAGUGGGUACUGUCGCUUUAAGAGCGACACUACCAGUCAAAUGUUUGGAAACGCCUACUCAUUCCAGGGUUUUCUUUAUUUGUACUAUUUUCUACAUUGUAGAAUAAUAGUGAAGACAUCAAAACUAUGAAAUAACACAUAUGGAAUCAUGUAGUAACCCCCAAAAAGUGUUAAACAAAUCAAAAUAUAUUUUAUAUUUGAGAUUCUUCAAAUAGGCACCCUUGGCAUUCUCUCAACCAGCUUCACCUGGAAUGCUUUUCCAACAGUCUUGAAGGAGUUCCCACAUAUGCUGAGCACUUGUUGGCUGCUUUUCCUUCACUCUGCCGUCCGACUCAUCCCAAACCAACUCAAUUGGGUUGAGGCCGGGGGAUUGUGGAGGCCAGGUCAUCUGAUGCAGCACUCCAUCACUCUCCUUCUUGGUCAAAUAGCUCUUACACAGCCUGGAGGUGUGUUGGGUCAUUGUCCUGUUGAAAAACAAAUGAUAGUCCCACUAAGCCCAAACCAGAUGGGAUGGCGUAUCGCUGCAGAAUGCUGUGGUAGCCAUGCUGGUUAAGUGUGCCUUGAAUUCUCAAUAAAUCACAGACAGUGUCACCAGCAAAGCACCCCCACACCAUAACACCACCUCCUCCAUGCUUUACGGUGGGAACUACACAUGCAGAGAUCAUCCGUUCGCCUACUCUGCGUCUCACAAAGACACGGCAGUUGGAACCAAAAAGCUCCAAUUUGGACACCAGACCAAAGGACACAUUUCCACCGGUCUAAUGUCCAUUGCUCUUGUUUCUUGGCCCAAGCAGGUCUCUUCUUAUUAUUGGUGUCCUUUAGUAGUGGUUUCUUUGCAGCAAUUCGACCAUGAAGGCCUGAUUCACACAGUCCCCACUGAACAGUUGAUGUGUCUGUGACUUGAACUCAGUGAAGCAUUUAUUUGCGCUGUUGUAGGUAAACGUGUACAACUAAACACAAGUAAACCUUUCUGACUGUUACAUAUCGUCUUGUUUCCUUGUAAUGACCAACACUCAUCAUUCUCAGUCCUCCUCAGUUCCCCAUGUAAACUAAUGUCAACUGGUGGGAUUUUGCAUAGAAGUGGGUGGGUUUGUUUAAACACAGGUGUGGAGUGUUUCUACUUAGAGAGCAUUAGUUCUCUUAAGUAUCUCUGUGGAAACACAUCUGCUUAUACUAGCUUCAAUUAUUUUUCUUGUGUUAGUCACAGGAUUUGCAUAGUUAUUAUGUAAUGUCAAAAUGUAGAUUUCCUCCUAAAUAGACAUACCCAAAAGUAAUUAUUUAUCAUGAGGGCCAUAAACAAUAACUAGUAAUGCUUAUACUGACAGAAAGAUGACAAUCUCACCUUUCCGGUCAAAUUAGUUAUACAUUGCUGAGGUGUAGUCACUUUUGAGGACACAAACUCAAGUACACAGUACAAAUAUGAUGAAAAUAUGAAAAACCAGACGGGGGGGGAAUUUAGUUACAAAGAAAUGAUAAACUACAUACUAUGAUAUGUCACCUUUCUUAUAACUGUAAAUACGUAUUACAUUUACAUUUUAGUCAUUUAGCAGACGCUCUUAUCCAGAGCGACUUACAGUUAGUGAAUACAUUUUUUUUUAUACUGGCCCCCCGUGGGAAUCGAACCCACAACCCUGGCGUUGCAAACGCCAUGCUCUAUCAACUGAGCUACAUCCCUGCCGGCCAUUCCCUCCCCUACCCUGGACGACGCUGGGCCAAUUGUGCGCCGCCCAUGAGUCUCCCGGUCGCGGCCGGCUGCGACAGAGCCUGGAUUCGAACCAGGAUCUCUAGUGGCACAGUUAGCACUGCGAUGCAGUGCCUUAGACCACUGCGCCACUCAGGAGUAAACGUAUGACUUAAUGACGGUACAACAUUGGGACCAUUUCAUAUAACUGAAAGACAAUUUUCGUCCCAGCGUCCUCUGAGUAAUGCAGAGAUGGCCAUUCAAAUGCAUGCUAACGCGUUACAACUUCAGUUUUUAAACACAGUGAUUUUUUUUGUCCCUCUGUGACCUAGAGAAAGUGGGUCUUGGUUCAAUUAUUUUAUGUUGAGAGCUCUAAGCCCAUCUGAGAACAUCACAGCGAGAUGAAACCGCUUUCGCUGCGAUCGCUAGGCUCUCUCUGUAAGCGGAGUGGAGAGGUUCACAGUCAGAGGAAAUGUAUCCUUUGUCUGGACGUGUCGCUCCCUAUGCAAAUGAGCUGUCAGAUUUCACAUACUGCAUCUCAGAUGAGAGCGGAGAGCUGCAUGUGAUGAGGAACAACCAGAACGGAGUGUGUACAGCGAUUGACGUUGCACCGUUCACAGAGCGCUCUGUACACAAACAUUUCAGACGGAACCGAUCCAGAACCGCUCAAAAUCCCCUAAAUAGGGGGGGGGGGGGACGACUUACUGUUUUUAAUAGAAGGAGUUGCUUGAGUUCUCUUCAAACACUCCUAAAUGUAAUUAGUGUGUCAUAUCACUCGGCAUGACUUCUCCUAAGUACCUCUGUGUAAUCAAUCUAGUAGUUCAUUAUUCUAUCAUUAGAUAUUUGAUAGCAGAUUUAUAGCAGCUUUUUUUUGGUGCAAAAUGUUACUUACUAUGACUGAUGUGGUUGUCUUACCUAACUUAGUUGAAUUCACUGAUUUUUUAUUUUUUUUAUUUUUUAAAGUCGCUCUCUCGAGAAGAGUGUCUGCUAAAUGACCAAAACGUAAGGUAAUGAUGUUAGACUUGACAGACUCGGUGUUUAUUUCUCCUAGGUUCCAGAUGAAGUUCUAUUUCAUCGGUCAGUUGGGCUACUGGCUUCACACCCUCCCCGAGCUCUACUUCCAAAAGACCAAGAAAGUGAGUACUUAUGCAAAGUUUGUUUGUGUACGCAUGCUAUUUCCAGUUCCUUGCUUAUGUAAUAUUUUGUUUUAAAGAAGUUCAAUUCAAACAUUUGACUACCAUUUUGCUUGCCAUCAUUACAGAGUAAAUGUCAGCAGUGUCCUGACCAUGUUUUUCCUGAAACCCCGUCUGUUUGCUGUUUGUUUGUAGGAGGAUAUUCCCCGGCAGUUGAUGUAUACCGCUCUGUACUUGGUCAACAUCGCAGGAGCGUACAUCCUCAAGUAAGACCUGGUUCACAUCAACAACUCUAGAAGAUUAUUGUUUUGUCCAAUUGUACACAAAAGUCUAGCGGAAAAUUGACUUCCGCUUUAUCUCUACCCCUCCGAAAGACUCAUACACACAGAGGGUUGGGAGGUUGGAACAGAGUGCUGACUACAGUUGGGAGGUUGGAACAGAGUGCUGACUACAGUUGGGAGGUUGGAACAGAGGGCUGACUACAGUUGGGAGGUUGGAACAGAGGGCUGACUGCAGUUGGGAGGUUGGAACCGAGGGGCUGACUACUGGUUGGGAGGUUGGAAACAGAGGGCUGACUUACGGUUGGGAGGUUGGAACCGAGGGGUCUGACUACAGUUGGGAGGUUUGGAAACAGAGGGCUGACUACAGUUGGGGAGGCUUGGAAACAGAGGGCCUGACUGCAGUGGGAGUUGGUUGGAACAGAGGGCUGACACGUUGGGAGGUUGGAACAGAGGGCUGACUGCAGUUGGGAGGUUGGAACAGAGGGCUGACUGCAGUUGGGAGGUUGGAACAGAGGGCUGACUGCGUUUGGGAGGUUGGAACAGAGGGCUGACUGCGGUUGGGAGGUUGGAACAGAGGGCUGACUACGGUUGGGAGGUUGGAACAGAGGGCUGACUACGGUUGGGAGGUUGGAAACAGAGGGCUGACUGAGGUUGGGAGGUUGGAAACAGAGGGCUGACUGAGGUUGGGAGGUUGGAACAGAGGGCUGACUGAGGUUGGGAGGUUGGAACAGAGGGCUGACUGAGGUUGGGAGGUUGGAACAGAGGGCUGACUACGGUUGGGAGGUUGGAACAGAGGGCUGACUACGGUUGGGAGGUUGGAACAGAGGGCUGACUGCGGUUGGGAGGUUGGAACAGAGGGCUGACUACGGUUGGGAGGUUGGAACAGAGGGCUGACUACGGUUGGGAGGUUGGAACAGAGGGCUGACUACGGUUGGGAGGUUGGAACAGAGGGCUGACUACGGUUGGGAGGUUGGAACAGAGGGCUGACUGAGGUUGGGAGGUUGGAACAGAGGGCUGACUACGGUUGGGAGGUUGGAACAGAGGGCUGACUACGGUUGGGAGGUUGGAACAGAGGGCUGACUGAGGUUGGGAGGUUGGAACAGAGGGCUGACUACGGUUGGGAGGUUGGAACAGAGGGCUGACUGAGGUUGGGAGGUUGGAACAGAGGGCUGACUGCGGUUGGGAGGUUGGAACAGAGGGCUGACUGCAGUUCUACUCUGUCAACAGCUCUUUUUUGCUACAACUGAUAUGACAAUUAGGUGGUUGGAAAUUGACACAACAUAGCAAGGCUAGGGUUAGUGGUUAAAAUAGCCUUUUUUGGCUAGAAAACAAAGUAUUUCCAACCUCUAUGAAGCAUGACCGUCUAGUUAGUAAUCAUUACUGUGGUAGCAGAGGGAUCUAACGACGUCCAUUUUGUGUCUUCCAGUCUGAAUCGUCUGGCUCUGGUCCUGCUGGUGUUCCACUACUUUGUAGAGCUUCUCUUCCACGUGUCCCGCCUGCUCUACUUCAGCAACGAGAAGAGACUGACAGGGUGAGCACACACACACACACACACACACACACACACACACACACACACACACACACAGAGAGAGCGACUGGGUGAGCACACACACACACACACAGAGAUACAGACUGGGUGAGCACACACACACAUACAGAGAGAUACACACACACACACACACACACACACACACACACAGAUACAGGCUGGGUGAACACACACACACACACAGAGAUACAGACUGGGUGAGCACACACACACACACAGAGAUACACACACACACACACACACACACACACACACACACACAGAUACAGGCUGGGUGAACACACACACACACACACACACACACACACACACAGAGAUACAGAGUGGGUGAGCACACACACACACACACACACACACACACACACACACACAGAGAUACAGAGUGGGUGAGCACACACACACACACACACACACAGAUACAGACUGGGUGAGCACACACACACACACACACACACACACACAGAGAGAGACCGACUGGGUGAGUUGAGGUCACACAGCACACUUCAAAGCCCUAAAACAACAAGAUGUCCCUAUAAACCAACUUGGCAUUUUGGACAAGGACGUUGGGAGUUAAUCUACUAGCUUGUUACUCUCUCAAGGUAUUGAGUUAUGAUAGUGUUGAUAUCUAUUGGACAAAGAAGGCAGGAAAGAAAGGGAAGCACUGGAUGUCAUGGUCAUCUAAUGUGUGUGUGUGCCUCUGUGUGUGUGUGUGUCUCUACUAGGUUCACCAUCUGGGCGGUGCUGUUUGUCCUUGGACGGCUGCUCACCCUGUCCCUGUCUGUCCUGACUGUGGGUUUCGGCCUUGCCAACGCUGAUCAACAGGGACUGGACCUGGCCAGCGGAAACUUCAACGUGCUCAUAGUUCGGUGAGAUAGUGUGUGUAAUGGGGUGGCUUGGCUGGAUUGAAACAAAGUUAACUAAAGAAAAUAAAGUAGUUGUAGUAGGGGGAAAUGGUAGUACUGGUCUAGUUCUAUUCCAAAUGACAAUGACAAGGGGAUGAGGAAAGAGACGUAACAGUACUCCACCAUUUUGAAUAUUUACUCAUGUGAUAUUUGGUGUGUCUAACUGCAGUCUUCUGUCCACAGGAUCACGGUGUCUAACUGCAGUCUUCUGUCCACAGGAUCACUGUCUAACUACCAUCUUCUAUCCACAGGAUCACGGUGUCUAACUGCAGUCUUCUGUCCACAGGAUCACUGUGUCUAACUGCAGUCUUCUGUCCACAGGAUCACUGUGUCUAACUGCAGUCUUCUGUCCACAGGAUCACUGUGUCUAACUGCAGUCUUCUGUCCACAGGAUCACUGUGUCUAACUGCAGUCUUCUGUCCACUGGAUCACUGUGUCUAACUGCAGUCUUCUGUCCACAGGAUCACUGUGUCUAACUGCAGUCUUCUGUCCACAGGAUCACUGUGUCUAACUACCAUCUUCUGUCCACAGGAUCACUGUGUCUAACUGCAGUCUUCUGUCCACAGGAUCACUGUGUCUAACUGCAGUCUUCUGUCCACAGGAUCACUGUGUCUAACUGCAGUCUUCUGUCCACAGGAUCACUGUGUCUAACUGCAGUCUUCUGUCCACAGGAUCACUGUGUCUAACUGCAGUCUUCUGUCCACAGGAUCACUGUGUCUAACUGCAGUCUUCUGUCCACAGGAUCACUGUGUCUAACUACCAUCUUCUGUCCACAGGAUCACUGUCUAACUACCAUCUUCUAUCCACAGGAUCACGGUGUCUAACUGCAGUCUUCUGUCCACAUGAUCACUGUGUCUAACUACCAUCUUCUGUCCACAGGAUCACUGUCUAACUACCAUCUUCUAUCCACAGGAUCACGGUGUCUAACUGCAGUCUUCUGUCCACAGGAUCACUGUGUCUAACUGCAGUCUUCUGUCCACAGGAUCACUGUGUCUAACUGCAGUCUUCUGUCCACAGGAUCACUGUGUCUAACUACCAUCUUCUGUCCACAGGAUCACAGUGUCUAACUGCAGUCUUCUGUCCACAGGAUCACUGUGUCUAACUACCAUAUUCUGUCCACAGGAUCACUGUGUCUAACUGCAGUCUUCUGUCCACAGGAUCACUGUCUAACUGCAGUCUUCUGUCCACAGGAUCACUGUGUCUAACUACCAUCUUCUGUCCACAGGAUCACUGUCUAACUACCAUCUUCUAUCCACAGGAUCACGGUGUCUAACUGCAGUCUUCUGUCCACAUGAUCACUGUGUCUAACUACCAUCUUCUGUCCACAGGAUCACUGUCUAACUACCAUCUUCUAUCCACAGGAUCACGGUGUCUAACUGCAGUCUUCUGUCCACAGGAUCACUGUCUAACUACCAUCUUCUGUCCACAGGAUCACUGUGCUGGCGACCAUCUGUGUGACUCAAGCCUUCAUGAUGUGGAAAUUCAUCAACUUCCAGCUGAGGAGGUGGAGAGAGCAGGCCCAUCCCCAGGCCCAGCCCCUGAAACCCAAGAAGCCCCAAGCUCCCAAGAGCAAAUCCAAGAAGGACAAAGGUGAGUCACGCUGCGACCAGAGGACGUUGUCUAAAUCAACACACCUUUUGGUUUUGAUCAGAUCCAUCUUGAUACGUUAGUUAGGGUUCAAACUGAUUAGAGCGGAGGAAAUUGGUUUUGUUUCUAGUCAUUUUGUAUGUUUCAUUUCCUUCACCUGUUAUUUGCUCCAAGAACAUUGACUUCAUUCUCUGUCAUUGGCAGCCAAUGGAGUGAACGGAGUGAGUUCCAACGGAGCCGAUUCGCCGAGAGCAAAGAAAGAGAAGUCUUCUUAACUCCCCCCCCCAGUUCCUCCCACCUACACCCCUUUCACCUCAAAAAUACACCCUUUUCUCCUGUCCCCCUCAGGCUGCAUCCAGCCUUCUCAUUCCAUCUGCUGUCUACGGCCCAAUCCCAAAUCGAC